AAGUUAAGAAAUUAUGUUAGUUUAUAUAGGAAAUAGACGAGGUUUAAUCGUCGCAAGAGCAUGCGGCGUACACUCGAUAUUUGAAAACCAUCUGGAAAUGAUUAUCUUUAACAGAAGUUAACCUGGAGUGUGACAGCACAUCCAUGGCGGUUUUCCUGGACAUAAGGCAGCUACCAAACGGAACGAAUGCAGAAGAUAUUCAUUUCGAGGAUGAAGAUUGCGUGGGGAUCGAUCAUGAUACUACUCAAAUCGUUCUAUACACCAGAUACGACAAGUGUUCAACCAGAGUGCAAGAAACUGAGACCAGCAUUAUCUAUUCUAAUGUGGUAACGUCCUACAAACCUCGGCCGUUGCCAGGCACGGAAAUAACGCGGGAUAACAUCCUUAUGAUCCCUGUCAAAUGUGAACUUGAUCGCCAUCGUCUCCUGGGUAGUUCCUUCGACUCGAAGAUCGGCGAGAUAGUGUUCAACGAAACGGGCUACGGUGACUUUUCUCUUCGACUCGAUCGCUACACAGAUGCGACCUUCGACGAGUUCGCAGGUGACGACGAAGGCGAGAUCAUUCUUGGAGAACAUCUUUACUUUGCGGUUAAUCUGACAACUGUGGCUGGCUUGACUGUCUUUUUCGAGAACUGCUGGGCCACGCCAUCUCAGUACCCGAAUGACGCAAAGAGUUACAACUUCCUCGACAAUGGGUAA
This is a messenger RNA of Strongylocentrotus purpuratus (purple sea urchin), 698 nucleotides long. Its product is annotated as ZP domain-containing protein-like. The record is from RefSeq and is a predicted model, not a curated record. The coding region runs from base 144 to 698 and encodes 184 amino acids. NCBI's taxonomy places the organism in Eukaryota, Metazoa, Echinodermata, Echinoidea, Camarodonta, Strongylocentrotidae. The transcript is spliced from 2 exons.